AUGGCAGAUACUCUCAGUGAUACCUUGAAGAAGUUGAAGAUAACAGCUGUUGACAGAACCGAAGAUAGUUUAGAAGGAUGCUUGGAUUGUCUGCUUCAAGCCCUGGCUCAAAAUAAUAUGGAAACGAGUGAAAAAAUCCAAGGAAGUGGAAUACUUCAGCUGUUUGUAAGUCUGUUGAUUCCACAGUCUUCCUGCACAGCCAAAGUAGCUAAUGUCAUAGCAGAAGUAGCCAAAAAUGAAUGUAUGCGUAUUCCAUGUAUGGAUACUGGAUUGACUUCACCAUUGGUGCAGCUGCUAAAUAGCAAAGACCAGGAAGUGCUACUUCAAAUGGGCAGGGCUCUGGGAAGCAUAUGUUACGAUAGCCAUGAGGGCAGAAGUGCAGUUGAUCAAGCAGGUGGUGCACAGAUUGUAAUUGACCAUUUAAGGUCACUAUGCAGUAUAACAGAUCCCACCAAUGAAAAGCUCUUGACUGUCUUUUGUGGUAUGCUGAUGAACUACAGCAAUGAGAAAGAUUCCCUUCAAGCUCAGCUUAUCAAUAUGGGUGUUAUACCUACCGCAGUGAAAUUACUGGGCAUCCAUUGCCAAAAUGCAGCUCAUACAGAAAUGUGUCUUGUUGCAUUUGGUAACUUAGCAGAACUUGAGUCAAGUAAAGAACAGUUUGCCAGUACGAACGUUGCUGAAGAGCUAGUAAAACUCUUUAAGAAACAAAUAGAACAUGAUAAAAAGGAAAUUAUUUUGGAAGUUCUUUCUCUACUGGCAGAAAAUGAUGCUAUUAAACUACAUCUGGUUGAAGCAGGCCUGGUAGAGUGUCUACUACAGAUUGUUCAGCAGAAAGUGGAUAGUGACAAAGGGCAUGAUAUUGCUGAGCUCAAAACCGCUUCAGAUCUAAUGGUUUUUCUACUUCUUGGAUUUGAAUCCAUGCAGAAAUUAUUUGAAGAAGGAAAAGGUAAUGUGUUUCAAAGGGUGCUGUCCUGGAUUCCAUUAAAUAACCACCAGCUACAGCUUGCUGGAGCAUUGGCAAUUGCAAAUUUUGCCAGAAACGGUGGAAACUGUAUCCACAUGGUAGACAAUGGAAUUGUAGAAAAACUUAUGGAUUUACUGGACAGACAUGUAGAAGAUGGGAAUGUAACUGUACAGCAUGCAGCAUUAAACCUCAGAAAUCUCGCCAUUCCAGUUGUAAAAAAAGCAAAGAUGUUAUCAGCUGGAGUCACAGAGGCAGUUUUGAAAUUCCUUAAGUCUGAAAUGCCUCCAAUUCAGUUCAAACUUUUGGGAACCUUAAGAAUGUUAAUAGAUGCACAAGCAGAAGCUGCUGAACAACUGGGAAAGAAUGUUAAAUUAGUGGAGCGUUUGGUAGAAUGGUGCAAAGCCAAAGAUCAUGCUGGUGUGAUGGGGGAGUCCAACAGACUGCUGUCUGCCCUCAUUCAUCACAAUAAAUCAAAAGAUGUAAUUAAAACCAUUGUACAGAGUGGUGGCACCAAGCAUCCUGUUACCAUGGCAACUAGUGAACAUGUAGUAAUGCAGAAUGAAGCCCUUGUUGCUUUGGCACUAAUAGCAGCUUUAGAGUUGAGCACUGCUGAGAAAGAUCUAGAAAGUGCUAAACUUGUACAGAAUUCACACAGACUGCUGGAAGAUGAAAGAAGUGCUCCGGAAAUCAAAUAUAAUUCCACGGUCCUUAUUUGUGCUCUCAUGGGAUCUGAAUCUCUACAAAAGGAAGUACAGGAUUUGGCCUUUCUAGAGGUUGUAUCUAAACAUCGCAGUCAUGCAUCCACCUUCCCAGCCACUGUCCCAGAACACGCCAUCAUGCUGGGAUCAGAGCGCUCCCACCCCGGUAUCAGGAGCACAUGGGCGGGGGACCCAGGAGGCUCCGGGGAACUGCCGAUCUGA
This is a messenger RNA of Canis lupus familiaris (dog), 1884 nucleotides long. RefSeq names its product rap1 GTPase-GDP dissociation stimulator 1-like. Gene Ontology annotation, cellular component: cytosol. Lineage: Eukaryota; Metazoa; Chordata; Mammalia; Carnivora; Canidae. Gene Ontology annotation, molecular function: guanyl-nucleotide exchange factor activity; protein binding. Gene Ontology annotation, biological process: positive regulation of GTPase activity. The record is from RefSeq and is a predicted model, not a curated record.